Ipomoea nil (Japanese morning glory) is the source of this 1023-nucleotide messenger RNA. RefSeq names its product ras-related protein Rab7. Gene Ontology annotation, cellular component: vacuolar membrane. Gene Ontology annotation, molecular function: GTPase activity; GTP binding. The coding region runs from base 156 to 776 and encodes 206 amino acids. The record is from RefSeq and is a predicted model, not a curated record. The transcript is spliced from 7 exons. NCBI's taxonomy places the organism in Eukaryota, Viridiplantae, Streptophyta, Magnoliopsida, Solanales, Convolvulaceae.
GCAGUUGCCUGUUGCGUUGUGGACAGUGCGCGUUUACCCAAUUAAUUAAUCAUUUCCCCCCUUUCUCUUCCCCCAUUUCAUCGCCAGCAGCAACCAAUUCUAAUCAAAUUCAAAUUGGUAUUAGCUGCUUUUAAUCACCUUCGUUUCCGGAAACAAUGGCUUCUCGCCGCCGUAUGCUUCUCAAGGUCAUAAUCCUCGGUGAUAGCGGGGUUGGGAAGACGUCAUUGAUGAACCAGUAUGUGAACCGUAAGUUUAGCAAUCAAUACAAAGCCACUAUUGGAGCUGAUUUCUUGACAAAAGAGGUUCAAUUUGAAGAUAGGUUGUACACAUUGCAGAUAUGGGAUACAGCUGGGCAAGAAAGGUUUCAGAGCCUAGGUGUUGCAUUUUAUCGAGGAGCAGAUUGUUGUGUUCUAGUGUAUGAUGUCAAUGUCAUGAAAUCUUUUGAGAAUCUUAACAACUGGAGGGAAGAAUUUCUAAUCCAGGCCAGUCCCUCUGAUCCUGAGAACUUCCCAUUUGUUGUUUUGGGGAAUAAGGUAGAUGUUGAUGGUGGCAAUAGUCGGGUGGUUUCUGAGAAGAAAGCCAAGGCAUGGUGUGCUUCUAAGGGAAAUAUACCUUACUUUGAAACAUCUGCAAAGGAAGGAUUCAACGUGGAUGCAGCUUUUGAAUGCAUAGCCAAAAAUGCUCUCAAGAAUGAACCUGAAGAAGAAAUAUAUCUCCCAGACACCAUUGAUGUUGCGGGUGGGCAUCAACAAAGAUCAACAGGAUGCGAGUGUUGAAGUGCUUUCUCAUUUCAAUGUCUGUUUUCGGUCUGGAACGAAUUCAGUAAUUCAAUUUGAUUAUAUGCUGUUAAUUGUAACCCAUAUCUAGUGUGUAUGGUUGUGUAGUUUUAAGAUUCUUGAUUAUCUCCAAGUGUAAUUCAGGGGGUGAUUAGUAUUGGGAUUCUUUUUUCUUCACUUGACGAAUUACGGUGGUGUCUUUAUGAAACUACAAUUUUUUCAAUGCAUAUUUCAUUUUAGGCAAUUA